UGAGGAAAUGGGGGAGGAUUAGGCCCGCUGCUCCCAGCAUGCCCCGCGCAGCAGGGCGGGGCUCCCGCGCUCUCCCCUGACUGGACCGCGGGUGCCCAAUGGCGGUACCGGCGCCGAAUACAAGUGCGGGCGGAGGGGCACGGCCGUAAGCCCAGCGGCGCGAUGGCGGCGGACGCGGCGGCCUGCAUGAAGUCGCUGCUGCUGGCCGCCGCCCAGUACCGCGCCGCCAGGACCGGCCCGCACGCAGCGCAGCUGCAACGCAGCCUCGAGGUUAUCUUUGGACUGAAGCUGACCCACUUGUUUGUAUCAAACCAGAUACUGCCAAGUGAAUGUCUGUCCUGUCUAGUAGAGCUUAUUGAAGACCCAAAUAUAAGCUCUUCUCUAACCCUUUCUGUGGUUACUUUGCUUUCACAAUUAGUUUCAGACAGUGAGGCCAAGGAGGCUCUUCAGAAUACUUAUAAUCUGACUAGCGUACUGGCAGGAGUGGUUCAUAGAAGCUCUACCAAUCCAAACAAUCCAGUUUUAUUACAGAGUAUUCAGCUUCUGCAGAAAUUAACCUAUAAUGUCAGAGUGUUCCAUGCCAGUGCUAAUACCGAUGAAUUAAUUUCAUUCCUACUGCAACAUGUUCAAUCAGCUGAAGACGGGUUAACAAUACCAUGUUUAGGACUCAUGGCAAAUCUCUGUCGACACAACCUAUCUAUUCAGGCUCAUAUAAAAUCUUCGAACAAUGUGAAAGGUUUUUACCGUACCUUGAUAAGUUUCUUGGCCCAUAGUAGUUUGACUAUGGUCGUGUUUGCACUUUCGAUUUUAUCGAGCCUUACUUUAAAUGAAGAAGUAGGGGAAAAGCUGUUUCAUGCUCGAAACAUUCAUCAGACUUUUCAGUUAAUAUUCAACAUUCUUGUAAAUGGGGAUGGGACUCUGACAAGAAAAUACUCUGUUGAUCUACUCGUGGAUCUCCUGAAAAAUCCCAAAAUUGCAGAUUAUCUUACUAGGUAUGAACAUUUCACCUCAUGUCUCAGUCAAGUACUAGAUCUUCUUCAUGGAAGGGAUCCUGAUUCAGCAUGUAAGGUCUUGGAAUUACUGCUUGCCUUUUGUUCUGUGACAGAGCUACGUCAUAUUCUGCAGUUGACAAUACUGGAGUCAGCUGCUUUUCCAGUCUCUGGAAGGACCAAACUUGCCACCCGCUCUAAAUCUUCCAGGCCUUCUGUUGAUUUAGUGCACUGGUCAAACCAGCCAUUGGAAGCAUCUGAUAACUGUUCUGUUCUAGUUUUGGAAUUGUUCAAGGAGAUAUUUGAGGAUGUUAUUGAUAGUGGCAACAGCACAUCAACAGAACCCUUCUUAGAACUUGUGCUGCCUGUUCUCCUUGAUCAUCUUCAGAUUCCAGAACAGGUUGUGGAUGAGAUGCUAGUGAAGAAGAAAUGUGAAAGAAUGGUCAAAGCUAUUGAUGUCCUGCUAAUCCUCUGUGGAGAUGAUGCGUUGAAACUGCAUGCCUCGAAGAUACUGACUGCCAACAGAUGCACAUUUUUAAUAGAACACCAGUUUGCAUAUAGUGGAACUGAUAUUGGCUUUGGGACAAAGGUAGUGGACUCUGAGAUGUGCAAACUUGCUGCUGAUAUUGUUUUGAAAACACUUGACCUUAUGAGCAGACUUAAGCAGUUGGUGCCCAGCAUGGAAGUCAGUUUCUACAAAAUUCUUCAGGAUCAACGUUUGAUUACACCUUUGGCUUUUGCUUUAACAUCAGACCACAGAGAACAAGUCCAGGCUGGUCUUAGAAUACUAUUUGAAGCGGGACCGCUACCAGACUUUCCUGCCAUAGUACUUGGUGAAAGCAUUGCUGCAAAUAAUGCAUACAAACAACAAGAGGUGGAGCCCAUGUCCAAAAGAAUCCAUAUGCAAUCAUCUAUGACCAAUAUGACCUCAAUGAAGUGCUCUACUACCCACUCUACAAGUGAUGAUUCAACAACUUCGAACAUCCAGGAGCUAAUACAGAAACUUCAGUCUGGACUAGAGGUGAAGGAACCAGUUACUGAUGUGAGGAUAUCUGACAUAAUGGAUGUCUAUGAACAGAAGCUUUCUGCAUUAGCAUCCAAAGAAACAAGGUUACAAGAUCUUUUGGAAGCAAAGGCCCUAGCCCUUGCUCAGGCUGACAGGCUGAUUGCACAGUACCGCUGUCAGAGAGCCCAAGCUGAGGCUGAGGCAAGAACACUUGCUGCAAUGCUGAAGGAUGCAGAACGAAAAAAUGAAGAACUCAAUGUACUACUGAAAGCUCAACAGGUAGAAUCUGAACGGGCACAGAAGGAUAUUGAACAGCUCUUCCAGCACAAUCGAAAGUUACAAACUGUGGCUGAAGAACAUGAGAUACUGAAAAAAUCUUCCAUUGAUCUUCUUCAGAAGCAUGAAACCAUGGAGAGACAAUAUAAAGAUCUGCAGGUUACAUGCAAUUCACUCAAUAAACAAAUUGAGGCAAUGAAAAAUCUGAGUGAAUCGCUCAAGCAACAGAAUGACAAAACUAUAGCACAGUUGAUGGAAACAGAAAGUCAUAGAAAAGAAUUAGUGAAUCAGCUACAGGAGAGAGAUGGUACAAUAUCAAGCUUGCAGCAAAAAAUAAAGAUUUUGGAAGAGAAACUUAAAGCCCGGCAGAAAGAAAAAACAGAUAUGGAAGAAACCAUUGGCAUUCUCAGAAAAGAAUUGGGUAAAACUGAGCAGGCAAGAAAAGAAUUGAGCAUUAAGGCUUCUUCCUUGGAAGUGCAGAAGUCCCAAUUGGAAGGGCGUUUGGAAGAAAAGGAGGCCAUAGUGAAGCUGCAGCAAGAAGAACUGAACAAACACUCACAUAUGAUAGCAAUGAUUCACAGUUUAAGUGGUGGCAAGCUAAGUGCAGAAGCAGUAAACCUUAGCUUAUAGGUUUUGAAUUAAGGUUUAUUUAGUGCAACUUUAUGUAUUUUGUUUAACUAGAAAGUGAAUAUGUGAUCUGGCUCAAAUAUUAUAGGCCAGUUAAAACUGGCCCAAUUCUGAACUUGUUCAUUAAAGAAAAAAAAUUGUAUUGCUCAUCUAAAGAAGCUUUGGCAUGAAAAACCUCAUCUGUGUAGAAAAUGUCUGUGAUUGCUUCUGUGGAGAUUGGUGGUCAAGGGGCCAAACCCAAGCUGAAUUAAGCCUGUCUUAUGGUUUGUUGUUUUUUUUUAAUAACUAAAUCUCAGAUAUUUUGGUGGGAAAAGGAGGAGAUGGUCAGCUUGGGAGAAUAACAUGUGAGAGUUCAGUAUAGAAAGGUUAAGAAGCACUCUGCUUAUAUUUCCAUCUCCUUUAGUUCAUAUGUUUUGACUCCACCUUCAAAUACCAUUUGGAAAUCUACGUUGCAUAAGUAUUGAAACAAUGUCCAUGGUACAAACCCAGAAGUGAUUAAAGUUCUAUGAAUUAAAAGGUGGUACCAAUAUCAAAAGAUGCAUGUUACAGUAAAAAACUAUCUGAUAAAGUUUAAUUUAAAUCUUUUUAAUUUAAAUCACUACAAUAAUUGAACUUAUUAAAAAUACCUAUAACGAUUUGUGAAAAGAGGUGAAGUUGAGAAAAUGUAGAAUUCAUAUUUGUCUAGUUUACGGAAAAUAGUUUUGAAAUAGGAAAGGUAUAUUUGUAGACUAUUAAACAUUUCUUUAUGCUUUUUCAAAUACCUUUUUAAAUGCUAUCCAUUAUAUUAUUCCCUCUCUCACUUGGUUUGAUUGUUAAAAUGAUCAACAUGUCACUUGUCAGCUUGGCAGUUGCUGAUUUUUCCAGCAUUGUCAGUGUUGCAUUGUUUUAAACAGGAUUUUGUAUACUGUUUUUUAAGCUUACAGUAAAAAAUUUUCACUAUUUUCAUAUAAAGAAAAUUUUGUACUUUUUAAGCAAAAGGCUUUUUUAUUUAGAAAUGCUUUUUCCUUUCAUGGUGGAACACUUUCUUCUUAAUUUACUGAAAUUGGAUGUGAUGGGGGAAUAGCAUGUCUCCUAGCUGUAAAAAUAAAAAUCCUGUCAAUGUUUGUGUGCAUUUAAGUGGAAGAACCAUAAUAGUGAUCUAAUACGUAUCAUAGUUGUAUUAUUUCUACCAUCAUUUGAUUUGUAUUUAUUUUUUUGCACAGGUCAGAUUUUAAUAUUGUACCACAGGUGUUAUUGAGAUGCCUUAUUUUUCAACUGUAUUUAUGGUGCUCUCUCUCUCUCUCUCCUGUGUGCAUGAUCUCCAGUACUUCAGACCUAUUUGUAAACUCCCGCUUGAAUAGUGGCUGUUUUUUUAACCUGUUCAUUAAUUGUAUAUUUAUUGUGACUUAGGUGUGCUUCAGAUUUUAAAGUAUCAUUGUUCUUCAUAAAGAGAAGAGUAAUAAAAUGA
Molecule: messenger RNA, 4345 nt
Organism: Alligator mississippiensis (American alligator)
Lineage: Eukaryota; Metazoa; Chordata; Crocodylia; Alligatoridae
Gene: CIP2A
Product: cellular inhibitor of PP2A
Exons: 21
Coding region: 163-2901 (912 amino acids)
Source: RefSeq, a predicted model, not a curated record